CGACCAAUGGCUGACGGCCGUCCAAGACCUGAGGGCGGCGGGGGAGGACAGAGGGCGCCGCCUGGUUUUUAAAAUGGUCCCCAGGCGACGAGUGCUGGACAAGAUUCAAGGAGAAGACGCAAAGAUGACAUCAUCUUUGAAUCGCGGAGCGGCGCAGCUCGACCUCGUCUUCCUCACCCUCCUCUGCUCCGCGAUGGUCUCGCCCUCGCCCCUCCUCCCCCCGCCCCUCCCGUCCACUGCCACAGUGGGCGUGUCUGACCCGCAGCCUGCUCUGCAGCAGCUCAGCCACCGCCGCCUCGACCAGCCCCACACCUGGACCUGGACCUGGACCGGCCGUCGUCCUGACCCUGAGCGAGUCCUGCUGAUGCCUGGCCAGGAGGGGGUGCUGCUGAGAGCGCAGAGAGGACACCCGAUGGCUCUGCCGCGCUCGUCCCUCCCCGGCGGUCACUCCACAGAGAUCCUGUUCUACCAGGACGGAGGAGACGGCGAGGAGGACGAGAGGAGGAGCGAGGCGCUGACCUCCAUCGUGGGCGGCCUGCAGGCCGUCAACCGCAAGAAAGGAGGGUUCGGUUUCCGCUUCGGGAGGAAGAGAUGGACGCAGCAGGGAUGGGGGGAUGAGGGGAGGGGAAGCACAGAGGAGGACAGGAAGUGAUGACAGAGGGAAGAGGGGGGUGAAGGUGUGAGGAAAAUACACUAUUAAGUUAAAGGUCCAGUCUGUAAUGUUCACAAAUAGAAU
Solea solea (common sole) is the source of this 736-nucleotide messenger RNA. It is a transcript of the gene qrfp, whose product is annotated as pyroglutamylated RFamide peptide. The coding region runs from base 74 to 652 and encodes 192 amino acids. Lineage: Eukaryota; Metazoa; Chordata; Actinopteri; Pleuronectiformes; Soleidae. The transcript is spliced from 2 exons. Gene Ontology annotation, molecular function: orexigenic neuropeptide QRFP receptor binding. The record is from RefSeq and is a predicted model, not a curated record.